Molecule: messenger RNA, 1010 nt
Organism: Helianthus annuus (common sunflower)
Lineage: Eukaryota; Viridiplantae; Streptophyta; Magnoliopsida; Asterales; Asteraceae
Product: CASP-like protein 2B1
Exons: 3
Coding region: 231-845 (204 amino acids)
Source: RefSeq, a predicted model, not a curated record
CAGAAAAGAAAUAUAAACAACUAUAUAUAGAAUAUGGUAAAUGCAUGUGGUUGGUUGAGCAUUUAUAGAUGAGACCUUGGGUGUACGUACCUUUUGCUCUCUCGAUCCCAUACGUCCUUGAGAAUUUUUACUUUUUUUCUUGACACUUGUCAUCUUCUUCUCCACCACCUCCAAACUUGUUGUGACAUAAGCACAUAUAUUGUAUAACCAACGUACUAGUGGUCACCAAAAUGAGUUACUUGGGUGUUGGUGUUAGUCCUGGGAAUGUUCCAGUUUAUCAUAUUGGUACCGAUGUGAAGGAUGUUGGUCGGAAAGUGAGGCUUGCCGAGUUGAUUUUAAGGUCUGUUGUUUGUGUUCUAGCUCUUGUUUCGGCUCUUCUUGUUGCUACUAAUUCACAAGUCCAAGAAAUCUUUACCAUCCAGAAAAAAGCCAAAUUUACAGACAUGAAAGCCCUUGUGUUUUUGGUGGUGGUUAGCGCGAUGGCGGCAGCCUACUCACUGGUGCAAGUGUUGAGAUGUGGGUUGAGUGUGGUUAGGGGAAGUGUGGUCUUGAGCAAGCCCUUGGCUUGGCUAAUUUUUUCCGGUGAUCAGCUUAUGGCUUACGUGAUGUUAGCUGCACUCGGGGCUGCUCUACAAUCGGCCAUAUUUGCUAAAUUCGCAGAACCGGAGCUGCAAUGGAUGAAGGUGUGCGAUAUGUAUGGGAAAUUCUGUAACCGAAGUGGAGAAGGGAUAGCGUGUUCUGCGGUUGCAUGGUUGAUGAUGGUCAUUAUCACGGGCAUAUCGUCGUUUAGCCUCUUUCGGUUGUAUGGCGGAAAUAAAGGAACUAAAAUAGGUGCAGGAUGGUAAUUAACAAGCUUCGGUUUAUCUACAUUUUGCCUGUUUGUGAGUUGUGACUAGUAUGGAAAAUGUAUAAUCAUUAGGAGUAAGAGGGUGUGUAAAAAAGGAGUUUGUCACUUAUUUUCUCAGUCUAUAUAUAUAUAAUAAAAAAAGGAGUUACGUUUGUGAUGUAUA